GGACAUGCGUCCGUUGUAUGAUACUCAUCAUGUUGUACGGGCUGGCAGUGCCACUGAGAAGGCCUUCUAUUUGCCCUCUCGCAUCCCGCCCUUUCGUAAACGCGUUGAGUUGCUUCGUCUCUGGCUUGUCUGAUGUUUACCUCUCCCGUUUCAACUCUAGAUGAACUAGAUCUGGCCGUUCAUUUUACCCACAGAGAGCCGCUAAUAUGAGGCUUCCGCGAACUUCACAUCCUUUGUUUUGUUUGUUUUUCCUCUCUGCUGUCAUCGCAGCCGAGGUCUUGGGUCAUGGAAAAAGGCAAGAAACAAGCAUCUCCUCUAACUUGCUGGGCCCAACGGCGACAAAAGAUGCGCAGGGUACGGCACCGGUGCCGACUUCCUCUGCCGGGCUGCAAGGUGGCGCGGCGUUAUGCAAUGCUACACUCCCCGACAGUCAGCUUCCCUUCAAGCCGACAAUCACACCCGGUUGGGCCGUCGCUGGCACCAUCCUCCUCGGCACCGGCGUUGCCCACGCACUGGUCGGUAUUAGGGCGAAACGAGUACACACCUUCUUCAGUGCCGCCUUCCUUGCGGCUCUCGGGACAACCCUCUUGAUACUGUAUCUCAUGACUCCCCCGGCUAGUCUUGCAGUACAAGGCGCUUUUGUAGUUGCUGCGGUUUGCACCGGCGCGGCGCUCGGUGGGCUCGCUGUUCUAUUCAGGGACCUCGCCGAGUGUCUGGGUUGUCUCCUCGGUGGAUUCAGCCUCGCCAUGUGGCUGCUGACCCUCCACCCCGGCGGGCUCGUCCGUCACGGCGCCGGCAAGGUUGUGUUUAUUGUUAUCUUCAGUUUGACGGGUUUGUGCUUCUACUUUAGUCGCUGGACACGGGUACACGGUCUCGUGGCUUGCAUAUCCCUUUCCGGUGCAACCGCGGCCAUCCUCGGCAUCGACUGCUUCAGCCGCGCAGGGCUCAAAGAAUUUUGGGCCUACAUCUGGGAACUGAACGACAACCUGUCCCUCGACGGCACCGUCACAUACCCGUUAACCCGCGGCAUCCGCGUGGAACUCGCCAUCACCAUUUUACUGGCCGUCGUCGGCGUUAUCUCGCAGCUCAAGCUGUGGCAGCUCAUUCAGGACCGGCGCAACAAGAACAAAGAUGAAACGACCGACGAGGAGUUAGGCUUGCCGGAUGAGGAGGAAAACAUAGGACGGCAAGUGGAAGAGGUGAAAAACCGCGAGCGCCGCGAGUGGGAGCGUGUGUAUGGAGAAUGUGGGAGUAUCUGCCGCCGGUUGGCGGACAGUGCCCUGGGAGGUAUGGAAGGUGAGAGGCCCGAUGGCCACAGCCAGCGGACUUCGCAGGCUUCUACAACCAACUUCCGGACUUCGGCCGGGCCCUCAGCGAAAGUAGGCCCGACGGAUUCUAUCAUAGAACGAGACGCCGGAACCGGCGGGGGGACGGUCAUGGUUGUUGAGGAUGAUGUGGCGGAGGGAGAGGCGACCGAUAUUGCUACUCCAAAGAAUGGUGAUGACGGUCUAAGUGAGACUCCGACGGCUCCAGCGACGAGCCCCGGUUCGCAAUCCGGUCUUGAAGAACUAAUUGCCCCUCUUCCAUCCAGCAUUUCCGCCGGCUGGAAUGGGAAAGACACAGACUCCCAGGUUGUUGAGGUGGAGGACAGGUCCUCUAUAGCGGCUGUCACAGGCGAGGAACAGCCAUGUGCAUUGCUCCCUGAUUCUGAAGACACACUGCCGCGGGAGGACCAGGCGGGUUGCCGAAAGCGUUCAUCUAAACUCGCGAGAGUAAGCAAUUUAGAAAAGUACGUAGCUACGGGGAGAUACGGGGUGCUGGUUUUGCCAACCAAGGCGAUGUCGGACGACAGAGACUCCGUGAUUGCGGAUAUGGAUGACGAGAGCACGAGCGGUGAAGCAGAGACCGCCGUCCUCGACUGGGCGCUGUGUUGGCCCGAUCGAAGUUCGCCAUCAGACUCGAGUGACGAGAAACAGGAAGACACUGAAGCGCUGCGACAGCAAACCACAACACCACACACGACCGACGAUGCCGGAGAGAGUGGACCGAGCUCCCCACCAUUGGGAGGACUUCAUCAGCUAGCAAGGGCCGAGUCUCUCUCAUCAAACACGGGAAGGCCCCCGGCCGUGAUUUUGAAUGCGGUGAGACAGACCCAAGCGGUGAGUGAGUUGGCGCCCCAUACUCGGAGAGACACCGGGUUGGGAUCGACGACAUCAUUUCGGCCCAUCGUCGCGCGUCUCACGAGACUUAACCUCCCACCUGCCCUUCCGGAUGUUGCCUUGACGUACCGGACAAACGAGUGGACAAAGCACCUCAGCAUUGCCGAGAAGCCCGACCCAGAACUACUUCGACUUCCUGAACCCACCACCCCAGAACCUCUGAACGAAGAACCCGCGUAUCUAGAUAUUGUCGAGCUACAGCAGACAGCCGAGACCGGUGCCCCUCCAUCAGCUGCUCUAGGAAUCUCUACUAUUGUGUCCAACUACCCGCAACACGCCACAUCCAAGAGCAUCUCAACUGCGUCGCUCCCCGACUCAGAUAUGGCCAUGUCCAACCCGUCUCCAGGCUCGCAGCCUGAGCCUCGCCCUUCUCAUCAACGCCCCACCCCCGCGCCGUUGAAACGCCAGAGCACAAAGUUCCCGGUCGACUCCAUCGUUGAGAAACAGGGCAACUCUCGGCGUCACUCGGCAUGGCCGCAGGGAACCGCCCAGACACAGGCAGCGGGCGCUUCCGGCCAUCGCCGCUCAACAUCGGCGUCGUCGAUGCCAACACCCGAUGUUCCGCACAAGGCGUACCCCCAAACCAAGCACCCCAACAUGAUCGGCAUGCGCGAGAACCUCCUCCGCUCCCGCGCCUCGGGCAUCCUAACUCCCGUCAGCGGCAACGCCUUCCAAGCCCCUCCGAACCCCUCCCCCGCUCACCACGCGCCCGCCGGCGCAGGCCGCGCCCACAACUACCCCGUACGCUCUCCAACCCCGAGCAGCCAACACCGCCCCUCGCCCAACCGGCGCCCCUCGGCCGACGUCGUCGACCUAGACGACCUCCCGCUCUCCCAACGCCGGUCCAUCAUCCGCCACCGCCAAAGCAAAAACGCCACCAACCUACGACCAACAGCCCACUCCACCUCCUUCGACUCCCACCAACCCCGGCGCGGCGCCAGCGCCGUCCCCACCGUCAUCCGCCACGCGCAGCUCGCCAGCUUCCGCAACAGCGUCGCCGUCGACCUGCGCCCCAGCUCCCCCCCCAGCGUCUCCGAGCUGCGGCGCAUGUCCUCGUCCGCCACGCUCAUCGACCUCCACGGAGCAGGAACCGGCGUACCAGGAGGCCUAGGCGGCAGCAGCCCGCUGCUGGCCAACACGGCGGCGCUGGGCGUGGCCGGGGUGACCAAGCCGACGCCCACCGCCGACAAGAGCCGGGCCGAGGCCAUGCGCAGCAUUGAUCUGCAGCGCGGCUACCUGCUGGUGGAGAAGGCGGCCGAGGCGCAGCGCCGCGAGGCCGAGGCUGCUGGGCGCGUGCAGUUCCAGCGCGACUUUGAGGAGCUGAUGAGGAGUGGCGUGCUGAUGGGCGCGCAUCGGGAUGCGAUGCGGAAGAUGCAGGGUGGGGUGAGGGCGUGAGUUGUGGGGGGGUUGGGGUUGUUGAUAAGGGGAGGUGGUGGUAAUUGGAAUAUGUUGAUGGUAAUUUGGUUUUGUGGAGAUGGAGAUGGAUGGGGAGUGAGGAGUAGGGGAGGCGAGCUAGGAUAAGAUGAUUAAUAUGGUGCUGUGCUGGUAAGGUCAUGAUAAUGAGGCGAGGGACGUGGUUUCGUGGACUAGUUGUUGUCGUCGAAUAUAUAUACCCGUAUACUAGCUUUUUAAUAAUAUUCUAACAUCC
Messenger RNA from Chaetomium fimeti, 3867 nucleotides. RefSeq lists its product as uncharacterized. The transcript has 2 exons. The record is from RefSeq and is a predicted model, not a curated record. NCBI's taxonomy places the organism in Eukaryota, Fungi, Ascomycota, Sordariomycetes, Sordariales, Chaetomiaceae. The coding region runs from base 207 to 3614 and encodes 1135 amino acids.